Pieris rapae (cabbage white) is the source of this 853-nucleotide messenger RNA. RefSeq lists its product as uncharacterized. The transcript is spliced from 2 exons. The coding region runs from base 145 to 786 and encodes 213 amino acids. The record is from RefSeq and is a predicted model, not a curated record. NCBI's taxonomy places the organism in Eukaryota, Metazoa, Arthropoda, Insecta, Lepidoptera, Pieridae.
AUAAAAGCCUCAACUGUCAAUUAGAUGACGGCUGAAUGCUGAUAAAAAAGCAUCUGUAGAAAUAACCUAUUUUAAAAAUAUUGGUGCCCAAACGAUAAUUUAAAAAAAAAACUAUAUUAAUAUGGUUUAAAAAAUCAGUAAACAAUGAAUUGCAUAAGACUACUAGGGUUUUGCAGAAAUCAAACAAAGCUAAGAAUCUCAUAUGCUUGCUACAGUGCACAGCAUCCCCUGAGGUUUUUAGAAACACAAGAUCGCUGGAGAGAUAAGGAUGGAUUGUCACGUAAUUGGAAUCUUAUUUACAAGGCACCUAUGGACAAAUCAAUAAACUGGGCUUCAACCUUUCUAACAUUUUCUUCAAGCUCAAUAGCAGCAGCUACCAUCUAUUAUUCAGCAUUUUUGUUUGAUAUAAAUACGAUAAAUGACCCAGUAGUUGUGGGAGAUGAUGUAGUGCUUGCAAAUAAUGCUACUGAAUGCCUUGUUUAUCUUACCUCAUUCUUUAUAUUUCAUAUAGCAGUUAAAGUACUAAUAUCCAAAUAUGUUUUGCGCUUGUAUCAAGAUGGGGACAAUUAUGUGGCUGUAUUUAGAGGACAUUGGUAUAAUUCUAUUUAUAAACACAAGUUUCAUUUAAAUGAAUUUAAGAAGUUAAAACCUACUUUAGUUGUAUCUUGGGGAGAUGCUAGAUAUGCACUUGGUAAAAAGCAUGGAAUCAUUUUGGAUAAUUAUUUCAAAACACCGGAACACUAUAAUAGCUUAGUAGAGAAUAAAAAAUAUGAAAAUAGUGAAUAGUUGUAGAUAUAUUGCCAUGUUGCAUAUUUGGAACUACAUAAUUAUAAAUAAAUUGUUUAAAGACUAA